This is a messenger RNA of Coffea eugenioides, 649 nucleotides long. RefSeq lists its product as uncharacterized. The record is from RefSeq and is a predicted model, not a curated record. NCBI's taxonomy places the organism in Eukaryota, Viridiplantae, Streptophyta, Magnoliopsida, Gentianales, Rubiaceae. Bases 181 to 531 code for a protein of 116 amino acids. The transcript has a single exon.
UCAUAUUACAUAGUAGUCAUUUAUGUAUAGAAUAAUUAGGUGGAUGUCGACCGAAAAGGAUCAGAUUGAUGCACCAUUUGGUCAAUUAUAUAUAGUCCCCUUCCUUGCGUUUACGCUCCGUGCCUAGGCAAACCAACCAUAAAUCCCUGAGGUCCAGAGAGGAGACCAUUCACAUUGGUCAUGGACAUGGGAGCACGGUGCAGCUCGGGCAAUGGUGAAGUGUGCUGCUGCUGUUGGAGCAGAAGUUUUUCCAGCAGAAAUUAUGAUCGAUUUGUGUCCCAUAUAAUAAGACCAAGCAGCGGAUCAAAAGCACCAAUUUGGAGACAGUUGUGGACGAAGAUGAAGAAGGAGAAGAAAAGAACGUUCUACCGUUCGACUUCAACGAGGUUUGCUUAUGAUCCAUACACUUAUUCUCAAAACUUCGAUCAGGGGUUGACUUGGGCUGAUCCUGAUGACAUCUCCAGAUCAUUUUCUGCUCGGUUUGCCGUUCCUUCAAGGAUCUUUGAUGACAAAGAUGUAUUAGAUGUUUGAAAAUUUGGAGGGAGUGAAGGAGUCCUUGAUGAUGUUCUAUCACUGGACUCCAUGUUUAGUUGUAAUGAUGUUCAUUUGAGGUUGACAAUCUUGAAUCAAGGCAUUCUUUCUUCCUACA